AUGCAGAAAAAUGCGGGGGAGAUGUUCCAAAAUAUUCUGAAUGAAAUAAGACGCAACUCUCAAAACACAACCCAUAAUAACACCGCGAGCGGCUCAGGAACCGGAGGAGCCGGUGGUGGUGGUCCCCAACCGCCCCCGAACAAUGGAGCGGCCGGCCAGAAUAACCAAGAUCUACUGCUUACAUUUAGGAAACACAAACCACCCUCAUUUCAAGGAGGACAUGAUCUGAUCGUGGCUGUACAGUGGUUACAGGCCAUGGACAAAAUAUUCAGAGUGGUCCAAUGCACCGAUGAUCAAAAAGUGCUAUUCUCGGUGUACAUGUUGGAAGGAGACGCCCAUCAUUGGUGGGCUAAUGCGUCUCAACCUUUGGAGAUGCAAAAUGCGGCAAUUACUUGGGCUGUAUUUGAAGAAAUAUUCUUGGAGAAGUAUUUCCCGAUGUCAAUCUGGGACAGCAAGCAAGGUGAAUUCGACCGACUCGUACAAGGGAACAUGAUGGUGGACCAAUAUCACGCUAAAUUCAACGAACUACUCUGA
Molecule: messenger RNA, 534 nt
Organism: Gastrolobium bilobum
Lineage: Eukaryota; Viridiplantae; Streptophyta; Magnoliopsida; Fabales; Fabaceae
Exons: 1
Coding region: 1-534 (177 amino acids)
Source: RefSeq, a predicted model, not a curated record